Hylaeus volcanicus is the source of this 1787-nucleotide messenger RNA. RefSeq names its product probable cytochrome P450 6a14. Gene Ontology annotation, molecular function: heme binding; iron ion binding; oxidoreductase activity, acting on paired donors, with incorporation or reduction of molecular oxygen. Lineage: Eukaryota; Metazoa; Arthropoda; Insecta; Hymenoptera; Colletidae. The record is from RefSeq and is a predicted model, not a curated record. The coding region runs from base 193 to 1698 and encodes 501 amino acids. The transcript is spliced from 6 exons.
GAUGGGAGGAUUAGAAUCUCUGCAUUAUACUGUGGGACGACAGUCAGUUCCAGACAGAAAGUAUCGUGUUCGUCAGUAAAAGACUUCAAACGAGCUAACAAACUCUUCAGAGAAGAUUUCAAAGUGAACAAAGUUUCCAUUUCAGCACAACACUGCUGACAGCCGAAUAAUUGACAAACACACAGAGUCAAUAUGAUCAGCACCAUGGAGCUGAUCUGCGGUAUCGCAGCAGUGCUUCUUGCGAUGUACUAUUAUUUUUCCGCGAAAUUCAAUUACUGGAAAGAUCGUGGGGUACCAGGACCGAAACCUAUGGUACCAUUCGGAAAUUUCAUGGCUCAUACGCUGGGACAAAUGUCAUUAGUGGAGUACGCUAUGAGACUCUACCAGAAGUACAAAGAGGAGCCUAUGGUUGGCAUAUUUGUUAGACGGACACCUACUCUUGUCAUUAACGACGCGGAGCUUGUCAAAGACGUUCUCAUCAAGGACUUUCCUAUGUUCGCGAAUCGAGGAUUCUUGGAAAAUAAAGUGGCGGAUCCGUUGGACCAACAUCUCUUCGUCAUGGAUGCUUCAUCAUGGCGACCGCUGAGGACCCAACUUUCGCCGGUGUUUACCUCUGGCAAACUUAAGGGAACCUUUUCCCUCAUUCUCGACUGUGCUAGACAGCUGGAGGAAUAUCUGGACUACCUAGUAGCAAAACGAGAACCCGUCGAUGUCCGAGAUCUGGCUGCGAAAUUCGCCACCGACGUGAUCGGCAGCUGCGCGUUCGGGAUCGACAUGAACUCUCUAUCAGACGCUGAAAGCGAAUUUCGUAAAAUGGGCAAAGAAGUCUUCGCCAAAGAUUUAACGGCGGUGCUGAGAUUCCGAGUCAAAGAAUGCAUACCAAAGCUGUUCGAUUUACUUGGUUACGUAUUGCCGUACAACGAAUUAACGAAGUUUUUUAUUAAGAUUACCAGUGACACACUGGAAUACAGGGAGAAGAAUAACAUCGUUAGGCCCGAUUUUAUGAAUACACUUCUGGAACUCAGAAGGCAUCCAGAAAAAGUUUCCGAUAUUGAAUUAACGGAAAUGGUACUUGCUGCCCAAGCGUUUGCCUUCUUUGGGGCUGGGUUUGAAACCUCCUCUGGCACCAUUAGCCACGCUUUAUACGAAUUGGCACUCAAUCAGGAUAUACAGGAGAAGUUGCGACAAGAAAUUAACGAAUAUCAUACGAAAUACAAUGGAGAUUGGAAAUACGAGACCCUGAAGGAAAUGGUAUACUUAGACAAGAUUUUCCACGAAACGUUGAGGAAGUAUCCAGUUUUCGCCUUUUUAAUUAGAGAAGCAACGGGUGACUAUACAUUCCGAGGAACGAAAGUAUCCAUUACGAAGGGCACGAAAGUAUGGAUACCCAUAUACGCUUUUCAUUGGGAUCCAAGCAUUUAUCCUGAGCCAGAGAAGUUCAUUCCUGAAAGGUUCGACGAGGACGUGAAAAGGACGAGGCACGCGAUGCAUUACUUACCCUUUGGCGAUGGUCCACGAAAUUGCAUCGGUGCACGUUUUGCAAUCUUUCAAUCAAAAGUUGGAAUUAUUAGUAUUAUCCGUAAUUACAAGGUCGACGUUUGCGAGAAGACACCGAUCCCUUACGAAUAUCAUCCACUCGCGUUUGUAUUGGCUCCUAAAAAUGAUUUGUACUUAAAGCUGACCAAGGUCGAAAAGUAGAGUAAAACUUUCAUAUAAAUUAUGUACGAAUUGCAUUAGUUUUCACAGAAAUUCGAAUAUCAUUUAAUAAAGAGACAGAUCAUCCUUAA